Eubalaena glacialis (North Atlantic right whale) is the source of this 2019-nucleotide messenger RNA. RefSeq names its product aldehyde dehydrogenase 3 family member B1 (gene ALDH3B1). The transcript has 11 exons. Gene Ontology annotation, biological process: aldehyde metabolic process. The record is from RefSeq and is a predicted model, not a curated record. Gene Ontology annotation, cellular component: cytoplasm. NCBI's taxonomy places the organism in Eukaryota, Metazoa, Chordata, Mammalia, Artiodactyla, Balaenidae. The coding region runs from base 132 to 1538 and encodes 468 amino acids. Gene Ontology annotation, molecular function: aldehyde dehydrogenase (NAD+) activity.
AGCAGGGCCGACCAGGAGGAAGGGCAGCUUGGCAGGGCCUCAGACUCUCAGGAGAGGGCAAAGAACCUUGCGGAGGCGGGAGAGGUGCGGGUGUGGCUUGCCCUCAGCAUCCAUCAGCAGAAGUCUGAAGGAUGGACCCCUUCGCGGACACGCUGCAGCGGCUGCGGGAGGCCUUCGGCUCGGGGCGCACGCGGCCGGCCGAGUUCCGGGCUGCCCAGCUGAAGGGCCUGAGCCGCUUCCUGCAAGAGAACAAGCAGCUUCUGCAGGAGGCGCUGGCGCAGGACCUGCACAAGUCAGCCUUCGAGUCAGAGGUGUCUGAAAUCAGCAUCAGCCAGAACGAGAUUAACUUGGCCCUUAGGAACCUGCGGGCCUGGAUGAAGGAUGAGAAAGUGCCCAAGAACCUGGCCACACAGCUGGACUCGGCCUUCAUCCGGAAGGAGCCCUUCGGCCUGGUGCUCAUCAUCGCCCCCUGGAACUAUCCUCUGAACCUGAGCCUAGAGCCCCUGGUGGGCGCCCUCGCAGCAGGGAACUGCGUGCUGCUGAAGCCCUCGGAGAUCAGCAAGAGCACUGAGAAGGUCCUGGCCGAGGUGCUGCCCCGAUACCUGGACCAGAGCUGCUUUGCCGUGGUGCUGGGCGGGCCCCAGGAGACCGGGCAGCUACUGGAGCACAAGUUCGACUACAUCUUCUUCACAGGGAGCCCCCGAGUCGGCAAGAUCGUCAUGGCUGCUGCCGCCAAGCACCUGACACCUGUCACGCUGGAGCUGGGGGGCAAGAACCCCUGCUACGUGGACGACAACUGCGACCCCCAGACCGUGGCCAACCGCGUGGCCUUCUUCCGCUAUUUCAACUCUGGCCAGACCUGCGUGGCCCCCGACUAUAUCCUGUGCAGCCCCGAAAUGCAGGCUCGACUGCUGCCCGCCCUGCAGAGUGCCAUCACCCGUUUCUAUGGCGAAGACCCCCAGAGCUCCCCAGACCUGGGCCGCAUCAUCAGUGAGAAGAAUUUCCAGCGGCUCCGGGGCCUGCUGAGCUGUGGCCGAGUGGCCAUCGGGGGCCAGAGUGAUGAAAGCGAUCGCUACAUCGCUCCCACGGUGCUGGUGGACGUGCAGGAGACGGAGCCGGUGAUGCAGGAGGAGAUCUUCGGGCCCAUCCUGCCCAUCGUGAACGUGAGGAGCCUGGACGAGGCCAUCGACUUCAUCAACCGUCGGGAGAAGCCCCUGGCCCUGUACACCUUCUCCAACAGCAACCAGGUGGUCAAGCGGGUACUGGCCCAGACCAGCAGUGGGGGCUUCUGUGGGAACGACGGCUUCAUGCACAUGACUGUCGCCAGCCUGCCUUUCGGAGGAGUGGGCGCCAGUGGGAUGGGCAGCUACCACGGCAAGUUCUCCUUCGACACCUUCUCCCACCACCGCUCCUGCCUGCUGCGCCGCCCUGGGCUGGAGAAGGUCUACGCUCUCCGCUACCCGCCCCACACUCCACGCAACCUGAGUGUGCUGCUCAUGGCCGUGGAGACCCGCAGCUGCAGCUGCGCCCUGCUCUGAGCCACCCCACGCACGGGGCUCCGAGCAUCCCUCCCAGCUCAUGUCUACGCGUCCUCCGCUGCUGUGGCCACCUGAGGCUGGUGGAGACACGACCUGGGGUCCACGACACAGGAGGAAAACACCUGCCGGGGCCACGGCCCAGACCAGUGCUUGCCCUCCUCCCUCCUGAGGCUUCUCUUUUCAGGCCCUCAGCUGCCCCCCAGCCAGGAUGGGCCAAGGUUUGGGAGCAUGGGAAACAGUGCAGUAACCUGCCCUCCUGCUCCCACGCUGGCCACCUGUGUUCCGGGAGACGAGGGCAGAUGUGGGCACCUCUCAGGACCCCCCUUUCUGUGGAGGGUGCAGAAGGGGUCCUGGCAUCUGGUCCAUAACACAUUGCGGGCCUGCUGUGACCUGGGUCGUCCCUGCCCUCUCUGAGCCUGGUUCCCUAUCUGUUGCACAGAGGAGGUGAUUAACACCUCCUGAGAUCACCGUGAGGAUUAAA